Molecule: messenger RNA, 2640 nt
Organism: Diceros bicornis minor
Lineage: Eukaryota; Metazoa; Chordata; Mammalia; Perissodactyla; Rhinocerotidae
Gene: NLRP6
Product: NLR family pyrin domain containing 6
Exons: 7
Coding region: 1-2640 (879 amino acids)
Biological process (GO): acute inflammatory response; regulation of inflammatory response; response to bacterium
Cellular component (GO): cytoplasm; canonical inflammasome complex
Molecular function (GO): vasopressin receptor activity; peptide binding
Source: RefSeq, a predicted model, not a curated record
AUGGAGGCCCGCGCCACCGCCGCCCGAGAGCUGCUCCUGGCCGCGCUCGAGGACCUGAGCCAGGAGCAGCUCAAGCGCUUCUGCCACAAGCUGCGCGACGCGCCGCUGGACGGCCGCAGCAUCCCGCGGGGGCGGCUGGAGGGCGCGGACGCCGUGGACCUCGCCGAACAGCUCACCCAGUUCUACGGGCCAGAGCCCGCGCUGGACGUGGCCCGCAAGACCCUGAAGAGGGCGGACAUGCGCGACGUGGCGGCGCGACUCAAGGAGCAGCGGCUGCAGCGGCUCGGCCCCAGCUCCUCGGCGCUGCUCUCCGUGUCCGAGUACAAGAAGAAGUACCGAGAGCACGUACUGCAGCAGCACGCCAAGGUGAAGGAGAGGAACGCCCGCUCGGUGAAGAUCAACAAGCGCUUCACCAAGCUGCUCAUCGCGCCCCAGAGCGCCGCCCCGGGGCCCGAGGCGCUGGGGCCCGCGGAGGAGCCGGAGCCGGAGCGCGCUCGGCGCUCGGACACGCACACCUUCAACCGCCUGUUCAGCCGCGACGAGGAGGGCCAGCGGCCGCUGACCGUCGUGCUGCAGGGCCCGGCGGGCAUCGGCAAGACCAUGGCGGCCAAGAAAAUCUUGUACGACUGGGCGGCGGGCAAGCUGUACCACGGCCAGGUGGACUUCGCCUUCUUCAUGCCUUGCCGCGAGCUGCUGGAGCGACCGGGCACCGGCAGCCUGGCCGACCUGAUCCUGGACCAGUGCCCCGACCGCAGCGCGCCCGUGCGGCAGAUGCUGGCGCAGUCCGAGCGGCUGCUCUUCAUCCUGGACGGCGCGGAUGAACUGACGGCGCCGGGGCCCGCCGACGACGCGCCCUGCACGGACCCCUUCGAGGCCGCAGGCAGCGCGCGGGUGCUGGGCGGCCUGCUGAGCAAGGCGCUGCUGCCCAAUGCCCGCCUGCUGGUGACCACGCGCGCCUCGGCCCCGGGGAGGCUGCAGGGCCGCCUGCGCUCCCCGCAGUGCGCCGAGGUGCGCGGCUUCUCCGACAAGGACAAGAAGAAGUACUUCUACAAGUUCUUCCGGGACGAGUGGAGAGCGGAGCUAGCCUACCGCUUCGUGAAGGAGAAUGAGACGCUGUUCGCGCUGUGCUUCGUGCCCUUCGUGUGCUGGAUCGUGUGCACCGUUCUGCGCCAGCAGCUCGAGCUCGGCCAGGACCUGUCGCGCACCUCCAAGACCACCACGUCGGUGUACCUGCUUUUCAUCGCCAGCGUCCUGAGGUCGGCGCCCGCCGCCCACGGGCCCCGGGUGCAAGGCGAGCUGCGCAAGCUGUGCCGCCUGGCCCGCGAAGGCGUCCUCGGGCGCAGGGCGCAGUUCGCCGAGAGGGACCUGGAACGACUGGCGCUUCGCGGCUCCAAAGUUCAGACGCUGUUUCUCAGCAAGAAGGAGCUGUCGGGCGUGCUGGAGACCGAGGUCACCUACCAGUUCAUUGACCAGAGCUUCCAAGAGUUCUUCGCCGCGCUGUCCUACCUGCUGGAGGACGAGGAGGCUCCCGGGGCGCCAGCUCGCGGCGUGAGAACGCUGCUGCGGAGGGACGCGGAGCUGCGCCACCACCUCGCGCUCACCACGCGCUUCCUCUUCGGACUGCUGAGCGCGGAGCGCAUGCGCGACAUCGAGCGCCACUUUGGCUGCGUGGUUUCAGAGCGCGUGAAGCAGGACGUCCUGGCGUGGGUGCAGGACCAGGCCCAGGGCCGCCCCACGGCGGCGCCAGAGGGGCCUGAAGAGCCCGUGGAGGGCACUGAGGAGCCAGAGGAGGAGGCCGAGGAGCUCAACUACCCGCUGGAGCUGCUGUACUGCCUCUACGAGACGCAGGAGGGCGCCUUCGUGCGCCAGGCCUUGCGCGGCCUCCCCGAGCUGGUGCUGGAGCGAGUGCGCUUCAGCCGCAUGGACCUGGACGUCCUGAGCUACUGCGUCCGCUGCUGCCCUGCCGGACAGGCACUGCGGCUGGUGAGCUGCGGACUGGCCACUGCACGGGAGAAGAAAAAGAAGAAGAGCCUGAUGAAGCGGCUGCAAGGCAGCCUGGGCAGCAGCUCCUCUCAAGCCACCAGGGGAAGACCCCAGGCCUCUCCGCUGCGCCCACUCUGCGAGGCCAUGACUGACCAACAGUGUGGUCUGAAUAGCUUGACGUUGUGCCGCUGCAGACUGGCUGACUCGGUCUGCCGAGACCUCUCUGAGGCCCUGAGGGAGGCCCCCGCCCUGAUGGAGCUGGGCCUCCUCCACAACGGGCUCAGUGAGGCGGGCCUGCAUGUGCUGAGUGAGGGCCUGGCCUGGCCCCAGUGCCGGGUGCAGACGCUCAGGGUGCAGCAGCCUGGCCUCCAGGAAGCACUCCAGUACGUGGUGGGUGUGCUCCGGCACAGCCCGGCACUGGCCACCCUGGAUCUCAGCGGCUGCCAGCUGUCGGGACCCGUGGUGACCCACCUGUGUGCGGUCCUGCAGCAGCCAGGAUGCCGCCUGCAGACCCUCAGUCUGACCUCCGUGGAGCUGAGUGAGCAGUCACUGCAGGAGCUGCGGGCUGUGAGGACGGCAAAGCCGGGCCUGGUCAUCACACACCCUGCGCUGGACAGCCACCCCGAGCCUCCCGAGGGAUUCAGCAGUGCCCUCUGA